AGCCGCGCGCGGUGCGACCGGGCAUGCCCCGCUACGAGCUGGCUUUGAUCCUGAAAGCCAUGCAGCGGGGUUGGUACAGUAGGCUUCACUAACUUAGCUGCAACUCAGAAUUUCUCCUCCAGCACCUGAGUAAAUGCUGAUGGUCUUGUGGAGAGUGGAUUAAGAGUACGAGCUAAGUUCUCAAUCCCAAUUAAGAAGCGGAGGAAAAUUUAAACUGUCUCCUUCAAAGUUUAUCACAACCACCACCAUCAAGACAGCAAACCAAAGGACAAAGACUUUGACCUGCUGUGUUGCUCUGUGUAGUCCAGUUCACGUAUGGUUUACAGACUUGGCUGGGGUUACUAAUGAGUAAAUAAAAAGCUGGACACUUCUGUUAUUGGACACUUUGAUUCACAAAGGUACCAAAAUGAGGGCUGUACUGGAGACAGCAGACAUUGCCAUAGUGGCCCUGUAUUUUAUCCUGGUCAUGUGCAUUGGGUUUUUUGCCAUGUGGAAAUCUAAUAGAAGCACCGUGAGUGGAUACUUCCUGGCGGGGCGCUCUAUGACCUGGGUAGCGAUUGGUGCCUCUCUGUUUGUGAGCAAUAUUGGCAGUGAGCACUUCAUUGGGCUGGCAGGAUCUGGAGCUGCAAGCGGAUUUGCAGUGGGCGCAUGGGAGUUCAAUGCCUUACUGCUUUUGCAACUUCUGGGAUGGGUUUUCAUCCCGAUUUACAUCCGGUCAGGGGUAUACACCAUGCCUGAAUACUUGUCCAAGCGAUUUGGUGGCCAUAGGAUUCAGGUCUAUUUUGCAGCCUUGUCUCUGAUUCUCUAUAUCUUCACCAAGCUCUCAGUGGAUCUGUAUUCAGGUGCCCUCUUUAUCCAGGAGUCUUUGGGUUGGAACCUCUAUGUGUCUGUCAUCCUGCUCAUUGGCAUGACUGCUUUGCUGACUGUCACCGGAGGCCUUGUUGCAGUGAUCUACACAGACACGCUACAGGCUCUGCUUAUGAUCGUUGGGGCGCUCACGCUUAUGAUUAUUAGCAUGAUGGAGAUUGGCGGGUUUGAGGAAGUUAAGAGAAGGUACAUGUUGGCCUCGCCCAAUGUUACUUCCAUCUUGUUGACAUACAACCUUUCCAACACAAAUUCUUGUAAUGUCCACCCUAAGAAAGACGCACUGAAAAUGUUACGGAAUCCGACAGAUGAAGACGUUCCCUGGCCUGGAUUCGUGCUCGGGCAGACCCCGGCUUCUGUGUGGUACUGGUGCGCUGACCAAGUCAUCGUGCAGAGAGUCUUAGCGGCUAAAAACAUUGCUCAUGCCAAAGGCUCUACGCUCAUGGCUGGCUUCUUGAAGCUUCUGCCCAUGUUUAUCAUAGUUGUCCCAGGAAUGAUAUCCAGAAUACUGUUUGCCGAUGAUAUAGCUUGCAUCAACCCCGAGCACUGCAUGCAAGUGUGUGGAAGUAGAGCCGGGUGCUCUAACAUUGCUUACCCACGCCUGGUGAUGAAGCUGGUUCCCGUGGGACUCCGCGGCUUAAUGAUGGCGGUGAUGAUUGCAGCUCUGAUGAGCGACUUGGACUCUAUCUUUAACAGUGCCAGUACCAUAUUCACCCUCGAUGUGUACAAACUCAUCCGCAGGAGUGCGAGCUCCCGGGAACUAAUGAUUGUGGGGAGGAUAUUUGUGGCUUUUAUGGUGGUGAUCAGCAUCGCGUGGGUGCCAAUCAUCGUGGAGAUGCAAGGAGGCCAGAUGUACCUUUACAUUCAGGAGGUGGCAGACUACCUGACACCCCCAGUUGCGGCCCUGUUCCUUCUGGCAAUUUUCUGGAAGCGCUGCAAUGAGCAAGGGGCUUUCUAUGGUGGAAUGGCUGGCUUUGUUCUUGGAGCGGUCCGUUUGACACUGGCCUUUGCGUACCGUGCCCCCGAAUGUGACCAACCUGAUAACAGGCCAGGCUUCAUCAAAGACAUCCAUUACAUGUACGUGGCCACCGCACUAUUCUGGGUCACAGGACUCAUUACUGUCAUUGUUAGCCUCCUCACACCACCGCCCACAAAGGAACAGAUUCGUACCACCACCUUUUGGUCUAAGAAGAGCUUGGUGGUGAAGGAAAGCUGCUCCCCAAAAGAUGAGCCGUACAAAAUGCAAGAGAAGAGCAUUCUGAGGUGCAGGGAGAACAGUGAGGCCGUCAACCAUAUCAUUCCCAAUGGGAAAUCCGAAGACAGCAUCAAGGGCCUUCAGCCAGAAGAUGUUAAUCUCUUGGUGACCUGCAGAGAAGAGGGCAAUCCAGUGGCUUCGUUAGGACAUUCAGAGGCAGAAACACCAGUAGAUGCUUAUUCCAAUGGGCAAGCAGCUCUUAUGGGUGAGAAAGAGAGAAAGAAGGAGACAGAGGAUGGAGGCCGGUACUGGAAGUUCAUAGAUUGGUUCUGUGGCUUUAAAAGUAAGAGCCUCAGCAAGAGGAGUCUCAGAGACCUGAUGGAGGAAGAGGCUGUUUGUUUACAAAUGUUGGAAGAGCCUCCACGAGUUAAACUAAUACUAAAUAUCGGACUUUUUGCUGUGUGUUCACUUGGAAUUUUCAUGUUUGUUUAUUUCUCCUUAUGAACUUUUUAAGGAUAUGAUGAGACACUAACUUAAGAAAAUGCUGGUCUUUGGAAAAACAAAAAAACAAAACAAACCUUAUGUAACUGUUGCAUCUCUCAGGCAUUGUUUACGCUAUAGGUUUUAGCCAAAUUUUACUUAGCAGAAAAUCAUCUAUUUGCAAGACUUUAUUUUCCCAGAGAUGGAUGAAAGUAAAUUUUCAACCUAAAUGAAGUGAAACUUGUUUGACAGACUGAAUUGUGCAAAUGUGGUUUAAAAUUUUCCAUACCAAAGUAAGGAGAGACCAAUUAUUCUCCUAGAACACGUAGAGCAGAAUAGAUGCUAAGGUUAUUAUGAAUAAGGUAUACUUUCUGCACUGCCAAAUCUUGGUAGGCCUUCUUAUCCUGACGUAGAAGACUUGCUCAUUUCAGAGUUUUUUCUCUGUCUCUGUAAUCCCUACUACCAUUUAAAACUAAUUCGUGGACAUUGUUUAAUCAGUUGUGUACUGAAAACCUAACUGAUGUGCUUGGGGAGGGGGGUCCUUGUAUCAGGACAGGUUAGUUUGUUUGCCAGGUUCAUUUUGCUAGCAGGAGCCUGUGGAUUUUGAUUGCCAGAAGAAAGGAGGAAGAAUGUUUGCCUGUAGCUGUUCUUGUACCACCAGCAUGUGGAAUGUUGGUAAAAAAUUUGUUCUAGUUCCUGGUUGUUUUUUUUUUUCCUUUUUCUUUUUCUGCUUCCACUGAAGUUUAAGGGAACCGUACUCAAAUGACCACCAACUCUGUCUUGAUAAAAAGAUAUGUCAUGAUUGUAUUGUCAGAUGAUUAGGGGAGAAAAUGAAGUAAACAUUGCUGAUGAUCCCCAAAUUUAUGGACCAAGUUAAAGAUGUUUAUAUAGUUUGGGAAUUAGCAGUUCUCCAGCAGUGUUUGAGCAACUUACACUCAACAGGCGACUGACUAUUCAUACUCCACUACUUCUCCAGCUUUGUUCUUUGUUCUUGUCAUUUGGUAACAUUUUUUCUUAGCCACACACUUUCCCAAGUGGAUUCAGUUGGAAGAUAUGUCCAGAAAUUUGAAGAAAACUGUCACUGUGUUUGUGCUGGGUUGCCCUGCUUGAUUGGAUCAUGAUAUAGUGAAGCUGAGCUUUUGGAGGGAAAAUAUAAUUCUGAGAUCAUAUUGUAUCCUUGAUAAGUUGGGUUUUUUUUUUCCUCUAAUUUACUUUUUUUUUUUUUUUUUUAAGACUUGCCAUCUGUACACAGCCUCAACAUUUUUAAAAAGUUACCUUGACUUAGAGAAUGAGGAGGUUCCAGUGCAAACUCGGCAUCAGUAACAGAAAACUGAGUGCAUGCUUUGCCAUUGGUAGAUUGUCAGUGUAGUCUUUCUGUAGCGUGGAUAGCAUGUUAAAGAGGUGUCACGAAUAAGAACUUCUGGAUGUAGUAGUAUGUCUUGUGGAGGAUAUGCUAUGACCUGUAUACUUCUAGGACCCUCUGUCUUCACGUGGCAUGGCACUCCCUUGCAGCCUUCAUGGACGGGAAUCUUUUUCACAGGCUGAUUCCCCUUCUUUGAGGACAGGAUACAAAAGAUGUUAGACAAAAGCUCUACAGAAUACGAAAUUCUGUGUCUGUGCUCUCAACAUGGUCCUUUUUCCUCCAUGACAUAUGAAGGAAACCAAUUGUGUAUCUACUUUCUUUGACUUUCCUGUAAUCUGAUACUUUUUAAAUUGCAUGAUUUUAUUAAGCUCGUAUUCUUUAGAGAAAAGUAUUACUUUUUUAGAUACUUUUGUAGAUUUUGAAUCAAAACUCAGUCCUAAUGACUUCAAAUUUUUUGUAUUCUAUAAACGAGUUUCAUUAUGAUGGACUUGAUUAGUCCAAAGUUGAUUUUAGAAAUUUAUCAGGUAGCAUAAUGUCUUCCCGUCUCCAGGAGGCUUUCUGAUGGACUGAGUCUGUAGACGAAAAAAUAAUUCAUGUAUGAAUAGCAUGAUUUCUGAGAGCUUAGAGUGCCUUGUAGAGUUUUUUUUUUUUUUUUUCUCAAUUUCAUUCUUACAGUUUAUAAGCUGGGGGCCAAAUAAAUAGGGACCAUCCUUUUCUUGUAUGGAGGAGGCUGUGGCUCUGACAUGUCCAAGGUUACAAAAAGUCUGUUGGGAAGAACAGAAAAACCGUGUAGCCAAAGCUGGACUCAUGGUUUGUCCUCUUCUCAGAGGAACUAUUUUUUCCUUUGAGACAACAGUUUGGUAUUUGGGAAAAUAAUAGGACUUUAGAUUUUUCAAAUUGGUAUUAAGUUGUAGGAAUUAAAAUUUUCUUUGACUUUGAACGUAUUGCUGUGUAACUCAGCAAAGAAGAUUGACACACUGGCUGGGCAGCCUUCUUACCCCUUCUUAUAGCAUAAAUUACUAGGUGGUGUUUAUGUGAGUCUCCCCGCCCCCUUUAUUUAAUGUUGAGCCCUAAUAGUUUGAAGUAUUAGGAUCCCCCCCCAACCUUCUCUUUGCUGCUGUCUUAGUACGAUACAUGAAAUACAUCAUCUUGUGUCUGUUUGUGUAUAUAUAGCAGUAGGUCAAGUUUAGAGUACUAAUGUCUGUAAAUAAGGAAUGACUAUUAGCAUAUCCAUUAGGAUGUUUAUUCUUGGCAGUAUAAACAUCAUUCUGUUGAGACUGAAGUCCCUGAAGCUUGCCCUUAUUAUUGCUCUCCAGUAGUAGAUAAUGUGCUUGAAUAAGUAUGUGAAUUGCUGGUUGCAGCUUCAUUCAGGGACCACUGUUCAGUUUGUUUCGUUAGAAUGAUUGUUCAUGGAGUGAUACCUGGUCUGUGUUAAGCUAGCAAAAUGUUCAUACUUUACACGAAAUGGGUCCUAAAUGAUGACAUUUCAUCUGUAAACAUUAAUAUGUAUAUAUUUUUAUACUGGCUCAAGCUAAGGUUCAGAAUUGAAUAAGCAUGAAAUUGACUAAAAUAGUUACCUCAGAGUCAAAAGGAAGUGAGGACAUUGGUCUUCAAAGGUAGAGAAAAAUACUCUCUGAUCUGCUCUUAGUAGUAUCCCCAUUCCUUAGAGUUUUGUCCUUUCAAGCAGUCUCAGUCUUGAGAUUUGAUGAGCAGAGCUUAGUACUCUGGCAUGCAGAAGAAUUUUUGGGUCCAAAAACAUUAUGUUCUUUGCCCCAAGGUAGUAAGUGGGUUUGGAAAUAGCUGGGUCAAUCUGUUUCCAGGGCCAUUCUUUUCCUGGUGAGGUAAUCACUCUACUCUUUAGGUUAGGGAAGCAGCAAGCAGUAGUGGCAGUCCUGUGUCCUGUGACCUAUAUUCCGCAGAUCUCCUCUCGCGAGGCUUCCUCUUCACUUGGCUCAGAGCACCCAUUGUCUUUUUGCACAAAGAGGCUGGCCAGGGCCAUAGUUCUUAGCAUGUCAGGUAAUUAGCAGGGACCUACAUGGGAAACUUCACAUUUUAAGAAUUGAUUGGGAGGCUGUCAUUCAGUUCUUUAACCCGAGGCCGAUUGGGAGUGGGGGUACUGACAAGUCUCGUCUUAGUGUCUCCAUUUCUCAGCCCAUUGCUUUUUCUUCCCUGUACUAACAGGUGCGUGGAUCUUCCCCUUCCUCUUCAAAUAUCAUUUAGUGCAGCCUGUGGGUUAUUCUCAUUCUUUACCAUCCUCCAGACUGGCUAUAUCAUGAGCUGUUAAAAGGUUAGGCCCGUCAGUGUUCCCACUUGGCAGUAUUUGGCUUACUUACUCUCCUUACGGUUUUUACUCUGCUCUGUCGUUUUCAUCUGCGGUGUGAUGGUUAGAAGGGACCACAUGGGUAUGGAGUAGUGACCGCCUCACUGCCACUCCCCUGUAUUGGGUUGAGAGAUAUGUGUAGACCAUUCCUGUUACGUUAUGUGACCACAGAGACUUUUCAGGACAGAGUUUUCCGAAGAAGUAAAAAACAAAAAACAAAACAACAACAACAAAAAACUAUUAAAUGAGGUGCUGAAAAAUACCUGGGUGAUACAAACUUAACAAGUUAGGCAAAGGACAAACAUGAGCUUAAAAUGUGCAGGCAUAGAAUUCUAUUCAGUGAAUUCUAGAACUUGAAGCAUCUUGGCUAUCGGCUAGUUUAAACCUUUCCCCGUGUAGAUUAGGAUACCAAUAACAAGAUCCAGCCUUUAAACCCUGGUUUGAUGUUAACUAUUGUGAUACAGGAGUUUUUAAAACAUAUUUGAAAUUAAAAGGACCGAUACUUGAUAGUGAUACUUUAGUAGAAAAAAUGCUUUUAGGCUUGUGUUCGUAAGAUUUCUCAUUAACAAAGUGUUGAGUUGCAUUAAGACAUCUUGAUGUUGACCUUAGCUUGAGCAGACCACAAAUAGGGUAUAUUCCUCUUUGUGCUGUACCCACCUACCAUUUCGAGAGACUGGUCUUUCCCCCGUUUGUCUUCCCUCACCUUGCUGUGAUUCUUCAUCUGUUCUUUCUUUUAACACUACUCAGAUUCCUAUUUUGAUCUUUUCUCAGCUUAAUUCACGUUCAGGCUUACUGCAAUGAUGUGUAAAAGUGCUGCUUUGCCCCAGUUUUGAAGACUUGGAUCCAAAUAAUGAUUCAUUAACUAUAGUUGUGUUUAAAUGUACUGAAUUUCUAUUAGCUUAAACUGUUAAAUUCUCAAGAAUGAUUUUCUCAGCCUAAUGUUCACUAGUGUUCACUAAUCCUAAAAGCCCUGGUAAUGCAUCAUUAUUGUAUUCUGAAAAUUCUUUUCUUCAAAAAUGAGGGAGGCAGCAAUAGUUAAAAUUCAUACCAGUCCCUUUGAAAGGGUGGUAUUUCAAUACAGAGAGGAGUGGAGUUUGUCUCGAUGGCCAGAAAGCCUUGUUCUUGCAGUGCUUAAGGGUAAAAAAUUGGAACUAGUCAUUUGGCAUAUAGAGAAGCCCUUUUGUGCUCGUUAGGUAGGAAGCUGGAUUAUGUAAGAAACUUUGAUUACUACACUUGGUUAGACUUGGUUGGCUUAACUCAGGGCUGCAGACCCCUUUUCCUCCAUUAAGUCAUUUCUCUUAAUUGGAAUGCUUUUUAUCAAACUUUACCCUCUGUUGGAAGAUUAGGUAUUCAACUUCUUUUACUCUUAGAAUUGAAUUUAGCUAAGAUACAAACUACUUACAGGCUUUGGCAGCGCUGAGACCCACACCGUUAUUCACGGAGUCCUAUAAAUGUGUUUAUUUAAGCUUCUUUCCAGUGCUGGGAAUAAGGCUUUAGACUACUGAUUCACCUUUAAAGGAAUGUUGUGAAAAUUGAUAUAAUUUAUGUUUCUGUUUUCCAUCUCAGAUCCUUUAUAACAGAUAGGAUUUAGUUUUUUUGUUUUGAGUUGUUCCAGUAACUAACAGCCUUAACCAUGGAUAUAUUGUCUUACUCAGAAAUAAAAAAGGUUUGAUAUGUCUGCAUUGUUACUUAUUUCAUAUACUUUACUUUUAGGGGAGGACCAUAAUGUGAAGCUUUUGAUUUUAAACCAAUAACCUUACUUUAUGUAAUGACUUUCCAGUGUGGUUUGGUUAACCUGGAUUCGCACUAUGUUUGAAGAGAGGCAUGCUAGAACACAUGAGCAAAUGAAGAGUAAGUCAGGACAAAAGCACAGUGGUCUCAGAUUUUUCCUAGUGUAGGAGCAGUGGCUUUGCUCUCAGAAAAGCACUGUAUCACAGUUGUUGCCCAUGAUAAUGAAGCCACUCCAUCCUCUCCGACCCGUCCCAGGUUUAAGAUAGUUUACCGUCUGUGAACUCUGUCAAUAAGGAAAAUCCAUUAUUUCAGUGAUUUCCGCAACAGCACAAAUCGACAGUAGAUAAUCACAACCUUAUUGGAGACUUCUCUUUAUCUUGGUAAAUUCACCUUGUACUGCUAGAGGAAGGAACGUUUACUUUUUUUAAAAAAUUGCCUUUGGAUAAACUAGUCUGGAUAAUUUUUCAAUAUAUCAUUGUAGCUUAGACUUCUGUAAGUGGAAUGAAUGUUCCUUAAUAACUCAUUUUUUGGUUAUAAUAGUUGGAAACUGAAAUUAAGCUCAUUGCUCUUAUUGAAAUCCCAAGCUGGCGAAGGCCAAUAUAUAGGGUAUUUCGUAAUAUAAUCAGCUUCUGAAAUUUAGUGUUUUGAUUAGUGCCUUCUGGUUGCCAAUAUUGACUCUGCUAGUUUACACAUUUCCCUUUCUUGAUAGAAUAUACUUAUUUGUUACAAUUCCUCUUUUUAAAUUUUGUUACAACUAGUUGAGGAAAUACAGAAAAAUACAUUUAUAUUUACAUACUUUAUAUGCAGCCUUUGUUUAGGUUCAAGGAAACCAGGUAGCUCUAAUUCCUGUUGCAGUUUAAAUGUUAUUUAUUCAUCUAUAUUUGUUUUAUAUCCUUAAUUGAAACUAUAAGGUUACUUAUUAAUUCUCUGAAUAUAUUUUAACUAUUGUUUUUCCAGUGUAGGUUUGAUAGGCAUAUCUGAGAAUAUACAUGUGACAGCAGUUUCACAUUCCAUGAUAGGUGAAAAGCUUAAAGUAAAAGUCCAUAGAAAGCACAAAUCCUGUUCAUGCAGGUGUGUAUCUCCGCAUGUAGAAAGCACAAGACUAACAGUAUUUCUCAGUAUCCCGCAAGUGCCAGUUGUACAGCCCACCAGGUGUUUGUCUCGGGAGUUGUGGAGGACCACAGUAUUGAAAGCCCUAGACAAUGAGGUAUCCUGAGUUGUGGUCGUAAAUGAUAAGUGAUUUAAAAUACAAUAAUCUGAGUAAGUUUGUGCUACUUUGGUGAGGGAGAAAAAACAAAUAUCAAGAAUGUUGCAAUUGUAUUUCGGGGUUACUAGCAAAGAUGGGGUCUAUGGGUUCUUUCCUAUAAUCUGGAACUAAAACAGGGACAGACUUCUAGGCUUUUGGUGGGUGAAGAGUUUGACCAACUUUUGCUUUAAGCUGUAGAGCCAUUGGUGUUAUUAUUAUUUUAUCUUAAAUCUUUAGAUUUUACCUGCUAUGAGUAGUUCCCUGAAAACAUGGAGAAAUUUCACAUUUUAACAGGGCAAAUACUACUUGUCUUUAAUCUUUGUGUAGGUUUGUAAGAGGUGAAUGUAUCUUUACUUUUUCAUGUGCUUUACUGCACUUCAUUUCAGUAGAGCAGAAUUCGAUCCGAGUGUUCCUAGCAUCAACCUAAAUCUGACACACAUCUGCCAAAGGAGCUACUUUGCUUGUCACAGCGGUUAUGAGAGUCCAAAGGAUUCUUUUACCUGUCCCAUUCCCUGCUUCAUGGUUAGAUUAGGUGAAAUCAGAAUGUACGUGCAGAAGAAAAUGUGUUUUCUCGCACUCCGUAUUGCCCUGGUCUUACCCCUUGCUUUCUUUACCUGAAUAGUCCCAGUUUAUCAAGAAUGAAUAAGUAGUCUUUGUCUUGGAUUUUGCCCAUAGGUCAAAAGCUGUGACUCUCUGUGAAUGGGAGAGAAGUGACUAUGUUUGUUCCCACUCUCCUCUAUUUUGCGUAUUUAUCUUCUUAAGGAAAGAAUUAGUCACCUUUGGUAAUACAUGGCUGAAGAUUAAAGCUGGUGUAGACUAAUGUCACAUGUUUUAGAAGGGUUAACCGGAACACCUUUAGGGAGAGAUUGCUCCUCUAGCAAAAGACAGGCGUGUUCCCUCAGUAUUUUAGAGUGUAAAACCUCAGGUUUGCGGGGAAUGAGGGCAGAGGAGUGCCAGAAAUGCAGGAAAAAAAGAGAAAGGUUUGAGGAACGUCUUUGGCUUAGCAAUGUGUGAUAAGGCAAAGCAGUUACAACCUGUUAGUCCUAUAUAGUAUGUGUCUGUACCUUUAAGUGUUGUUUUAAAAUUUAAAAUCCUUUGUAAGAACUUAAUGCUUUUGAAGAUCCCUUUGGCAGAAUAUCUUUCAUUUAUAAUUCCAUGGAAAAUUGCUUUAAUUAGUCUAGGUGAAAGUCGUCCUAGCAGUGUAAAUAUGUAUAAUUAGAAUUUUCUAAUUUCACUUUGAGAUCUCUAACUUUUGAGUGGCAAAAACAGAUCAACAGGUCUUUUGCUCAUGGACUUUUCUGUGGCGUUGUUAAAAUGCAAAAGCUUUAUUUUUGUUAAUAAUUACAUAUUACAUUAGUGUCAGAUGAUGAUAUGGAAUCUGUUCCCUGCUUUUCCCCACCAAUACUGCUUUGGUUUAUAGAUUGCCAACAGAGUUCAGAGAUACAGCGGGGAUCUACCCAUUCUUUGCUUGGACAUCCCAUUUUCUGUUGCCCAGACCUAUGUUGGCAAUCACAUAUGAACUACGUUAUGCUUCUCAGUGCUUUUUUUUUUUUUUAUAAGGUGGAUAUCAAAAAUAGUUGCUGUGCAAAAGUUAGUAGUCUUCUUCAAGAAGAAAACCAAUUCCUUUUCUAAUAUCCUGUGAAAUCGCUUCAUUCCUUUAUUUUUAAGCCAAACGUCAGCAGAGUACUGCUGCUUUUAUCUAGUACUUUUGAUAUGUAAGUAUUGCAUUUUGAAAAGAUGUCUUCGUUGAAAAUUGUUUUUCCCAGUGUCCUCCCUAUUAUGCUUUGUUCAUAUUUUCUGUUAGAGACCAGUCUGUGCACUGGGGGUGUGUAUCGUGUACAUGUAUCAUUUCGUCAAUUAUGCAUUGUAGACCAAAUGUGAUUAUAAAUGAAGCUGUUGAGUUAUUGGUGAGUUUUUGGAAUUGUAAACUGAUUUCCAGUGUACCCUUUAUUGUCCACAGGUUUUUUUGUUUUGUUUUGUUUUUAAGGUUUUAUUGAUAGGGUCCAUCUUCACAUUGUACAAUGUUUUAGUUGCAAGCAGAAAGUAGAAUUUGGUAUUAACCAGGUUAUUUCCGUAUCGAAAGGAAUACAAUUGAAAUUGUAAAUUUAGGAUUGUUAACCAUACAUGACAAUUCUAACUUGACUAUUAUUCUAACCUACUGUAUACAAUCUGAUUUUUAAAAUUGUAGACAUGUAUGAUCUUGGUUUAAUGUGUUUUUUAAAAAGUGUUAUUGUUGAAAAAAUGGAAAAACAAUGAAGCAAAUCUGCUAAGGAGCUGUCAGUUUUCAUUACUGACUCUGUAAAAUACACUGUUCUUUGUGUACUGUGUGUUAUUUUGCCAGCUGCUGCAUUAGCCUUCAAAAGUAUUUGGAAACUUCAGAUGAACCUACAUUUCUUGCAAAGUAUAUUCCUUUCUGUGGUAUCUUGUCCUGUAACUGAAGUAUAGUAAUUAUUUUAUGGAAAUGUUAUUAGCACUUCUGUACCAACUUUGAAUAAAAUGAAAAAUUUACCUUUC
Messenger RNA from Neogale vison (American mink), 11713 nucleotides. RefSeq names its product solute carrier family 5 member 3 (gene SLC5A3). Lineage: Eukaryota; Metazoa; Chordata; Mammalia; Carnivora; Mustelidae. Gene Ontology annotation, molecular function: D-glucose:sodium symporter activity. The transcript is spliced from 2 exons. The coding region runs from base 407 to 2563 and encodes 718 amino acids. Gene Ontology annotation, biological process: transmembrane transport; inositol metabolic process; myo-inositol transport. Gene Ontology annotation, cellular component: plasma membrane. The record is from RefSeq and is a predicted model, not a curated record.